AUGGCGUCCCAAACUCCGGCCGUUGUCAUGGACAACGGAACUGGGUACUCCAAGCUAGGUUUCGCCGGUAACGACUCGCCCUCUUUCGUCUUUCCAACUGCAAUUGCUACAAAGGCUGGUGCCGGAAGUACCGGGGGCGGCUCACGGCCCGCUGUUGCCAACAAACCUUCGUUCUUGUCCUCUGGCGGAGGUGGACAUCUAUCUGCGAAGCGUGGCACGGAAGACCUGGACUUCUUUAUCGGCGACGAAGCUCUCUCGGCUGCCAGUGGUCCUGGAUACGGCAUCAAUUACCCCAUCCGUCAUGGACAAAUCGAGAAUUGGGAUCAUAUGGAGCGAUUCUGGUCGAACUCGAUCUUCAAGUACCUGCGCGUCGAGCCCGAAGAUCACUACUUCCUGCUCACUGAGCCGCCAAUGAACCCACCGGAGAACCGCGAAAGCACCGCCGAAAUCAUGUUCGAGUCGUUCAACUGCGCCGGUCUAUACAUUGCCGUUCAAGCCGUGCUCGCGUUGGCUGCGUCUUGGACCUCUUCUAAAGUCACCGACCGAUCCCUCACCGGAACAGUUAUUGACUCUGGUGAUGGUGUCACCCACGUUAUUCCCGUCGCAGAGGGCUACGUCAUUGGAUCUUCCAUCAAGAGCAUUCCGAUCGCUGGUCGAGACAUUACGUAUUUUGUACAAAGCUUGCUUCGAGACCGAGGCGAGCCUGACAGCAGCCUAAAGACUGCUGAGAGGGUGAAGGAGGAAUACUGUUACGUCUCCCCUGACAUUGUCAAGGAGUUUGCCCGUUACGAUCGGGAACCUGAUCGAUUCCUCAAGCACACCGUGACUUCGCCCAACGGCCGUAGUGUGAGCAUUGACGUGGGAUAUGAGCGAUUCCUUGCGCCCGAGAUUUUCUUCAACCCUGAAAUUUACUCCUCCGACUUCUUGACUCCGCUCCCCAAUGUUGUGGAUGGCGUUAUUCAGUCUUCGCCCAUUGAUGUCCGAAGAGGUCUUUACAAGAACAUUGUGCUUUCUGGAGGUUCGACCCUCUACAAGGACUUUGGCCGUCGUCUGCAACGUGAUAUCCGACACCUGGUUGACGCGCGUAUUCGUGCCUCGGAAGCCCGCAGCGGAGGAGCACGGAGUGGCGGUCUAGACGUCGCCGUCGUGACGCAUAAAAGACAGAGACACGGCCCGUGGUUUGGAGGCAGUCUGCUGGGUCAGACUCCCGAAUUCCGCAGCUACUGCCACACGAAGGCAGAAUACGAUGAAAUCGGCCCCAGCAUUGUCCGGAGGUUCGCCCUCCUCGGUGGCCCUGGCACCUAG
Messenger RNA from Aspergillus mulundensis, 1305 nucleotides. Its product is annotated as actin-related protein 3. The record is from RefSeq and is a predicted model, not a curated record. The transcript is spliced from 4 exons. Bases 1 to 1305 code for a protein of 434 amino acids. Gene Ontology annotation, cellular component: actin cortical patch; Arp2/3 protein complex. Gene Ontology annotation, molecular function: actin filament binding. Gene Ontology annotation, biological process: Arp2/3 complex-mediated actin nucleation. NCBI's taxonomy places the organism in Eukaryota, Fungi, Ascomycota, Eurotiomycetes, Eurotiales, Aspergillaceae.